AUGCCUCCACCGUCUACGAUUCCAGUCGCUACCUCUCAGUUAAUCGGUACAUUCGUUGAGACCUUUAGCUAUGGAAUUUACCUUACGAUUUUCCCUCGAUGCAUGGCAAUCUUUUGGCGUCGGUACAAGGGCCAGAAGGGGCAAAUAGGUAGCUCAGUCGCUAUCUAUUUCAUGUUCACGAUGAUAUUGUUGUGGUCGGUCAUAACGGUGCACGUUGUGGCGAAUCUCACAAGAGCUUUCCAAGCUUUUACGGCCAAUAUCAGUGUCGGAAGUGCAGCAGAGGCGUAUUUCAAGAAUGGGGAUACCUCGCUCAACAUGUGCAAAGUUGCGUCGAACGUUACGGUGACGCUUAUUGGUGACCUUGUCAUGUUAUAUAGGACGGCUAUCAUAUGGAGAAAGACCUGGUGGAUUUUGCUCGUCACUGUCUCUUUGUUUAUAGUGGACGUCGCGAUGUCGGCAUGGCAUACCUGGUCUGUGGGCGAAGCGGAACCAGGCAGUAGUAUUCUUGAUUCAGCCACAUAUCAGCGCUCCCUAUACUUUUUCGCCGCUACGCUGGCUUUCAAUCUGGUUUGCACCAUUCUCAUUGGAUUCAAAUUGUGGCGUACACAGCGGGAUCUAAAGUUUGUUGAAGACGGUCACGAGUAUCACCAUUACAGUGCCAGCCGCUGCCGAUAUCAUGCGACAAGAACGACCGUUAUUGUCCUGGAAUCAGCCGCCAUCUAUUCUGCCGCUUUGGUCUGUUUGAUUGGGACUGCAUUGGUUCAUUAUUCGGCCUACUUCAUCUUGUACAAUUCGAUGCCGCCGCUGGUCAUCGGCGGGGCCCUUUAA
Marasmius oreades (fairy-ring Marasmius) is the source of this 828-nucleotide messenger RNA. RefSeq lists its product as uncharacterized. The transcript is spliced from 9 exons. The record is from RefSeq and is a predicted model, not a curated record. Bases 1 to 828 code for a protein of 275 amino acids. NCBI's taxonomy places the organism in Eukaryota, Fungi, Basidiomycota, Agaricomycetes, Agaricales, Marasmiaceae.